Molecule: messenger RNA, 2655 nt
Organism: Dichotomopilus funicola
Lineage: Eukaryota; Fungi; Ascomycota; Sordariomycetes; Sordariales; Chaetomiaceae
Product: Minichromosome loss protein 1
Exons: 2
Coding region: 1-2655 (884 amino acids)
Biological process (GO): DNA-templated DNA replication; DNA repair; mitotic cell cycle
Cellular component (GO): nuclear replication fork
Molecular function (GO): protein binding; chromatin binding
Source: RefSeq, a predicted model, not a curated record
AUGGCGUCUCUCAUCGCCUCACGGCCCCGGGCCCGGCCAGCGCACGGCGAAGGCACAACACGCUGUGUGUACACACCCGACGGCACGAAGCUAGUCACCGUCGGGUCCAACAACACGAUCCGUCUCUACAAGACGGGCUUCAACGGAGAGCCCGACAACAUCGACGACUGCCAGGAGCAGAACCUGGCUGUGUCCACGAGCAAUGCCUUCUUCGUCGCCGGCGCCGAGGACGGCACGGUCAGCUAUUACUCGAUCGCCGACAAGCUCUUCGACAAGUUUCUACUGCGCACCAACACGCCCGUCCGCGAUGUCGCCCUCUCUCCCGACAACAAAUGGUGUGCGGUCGCCAGCGACGAUCUGACUGUCAAACUGGUCGGCAUCGAGGACAACACAAAGCUGUUAACCCUCAAGGAGCACAACAAGCCCACCAAGCACCUCUCGUUCGACCCCAAGGGUAGUCUUCUGGCCCUGUCCUGCACCGACGGCGUCAUCUACAUCUACUCGCUCACCGCCGACCACCCAGAGCUGAUCCGCAAGGUUGACGGCGUCGCAGGCCGGACCGAUAGCGAGGCCGAGGCCACGUGUCGGGCGGUUUGGCAUCCAGACGGCCGCGCCUUUGCCGUGCCAACACCAACAAGGGACAUCCAGGUUGUUUCCAAGAACGACUGGGAGAAGCAGCGCGCUUUCUCCAAGGGGCAUGACGGGGACAUCACGGCCGUGGCCUGGUCGCCCAACGGCGCGCUGCUGGCCUCGGCGGGCAAGGACAAGAAGCUCCUCAUUUGGCAGACAAAAGAUCAGACCGUCGUGGCUAGGUACGACUACCCGAACAUCCUGGACAUUGCGUGGCACCCGACCAAGAACUUGGCUUCGUUCACUACUUCGGAGGGCCAGGCUUUUAUCUGCGAUGACUUUGUGCCGGAACAGUUCGCGUCUCUGCUGGCGCUUCCGAAGCAGCCUGCUCCUUUUAUUCAUGAUCCGCUCGCGGAAGUCGCCAAUGGCCGGAGACCGGAAGCGAAUGGAGCCAAUCUGCCGUCACGCCCGCGGAGGGGCUCCCUGGACAGUUUUGCCGAUUUGCUCGACGAUGACGUCCUGGGAGAUGAGGACGACGGGUUUGUGGUAGACGACGACGGUGCCGGGUACACGGUGAACACGGGCCGGAAACGCCCUGCUGAGGAGGAUGGUCUCUUCGGACAGCAGCGCCCCAGCAAGCGCGGGAACUUUGUCCAGCCGCAGCUACACCCUUCGUUUCAGCCCGGGUCGACGCCAUGGCGCGGCAACCGCAAGUACCUGUGCCUUAACCUGAUCGGGUUCGUGUGGACGGUCGACCAGGACUCGCACAACACGGUCACGGUCGAGUUCUACGACCACGAGUUCCACCGAGACUUCCACUUCACCGACACGUUCUUGUACGACAAGGCCUGUCUCAACGACAAGGGCGCCCUCUUCUCGUGCCCGCCCAAAGACAACGCCCCGGCCGUUGUGUUCUACCGCCCGCAUGAGACCUGGACGCAGCGCAGCGAUUGGCGCAUUCAGCUGCCCAAGGGCGAGGCUGUCUUGGCCAUGUCGCUCAGCGAUACCUUCAUCACCGUGACCACCACCAGCAACUACGUGCGGAUCUACACCUUGUUUGGUAUCCCGUACCGUGUGUAUCGGCCGAAGAGCACGCCGAUUGUGUCGUGCGCCAGUUGGAAGGACUAUGUCUUGACCAUGGGCAACGGGCCCGUGGGUGCGGACGGCAUGUGUCGGUUGCAGUACACGAUCGAGAAUAUCAAGCGGGAUGAGAUCUGCCAGAACGAGGACACGGUAGCAUUGCCAGAGGGCGCCACGGUCAAGAGCGUGUUCUUCUCGGACAAUGGGGACCCAUGCAUCUACGAUUCAACCGGCACGCUUCUAACCCUACUCCACUGGCGCAAACCCUCCCGCGCCACCUGGAUCCCAUUACUGGACACCAAGCUCUUGUCCCGCCUAGCCUCGGGCCGCAAGAAGGAAUCCUACUUCCCCAUCGCCGUGGCCGACGACAAGUUCCACUGCAUCAUCCUCAAGGGCGGGGACCAAUACCCCUAUUUCCCACGGCCCCUCCUUUCCGAAUUCGACUUCUCCAUCCCGCUCACCUCAGCCCCCAAGAAAAAGAAGAAGAAGUCCAAGCAGAACGGCCGAAAAAACGCCGACGCUGUCGACUCCGACGAGGACAUGCUCGACAACAGCGACGACUCCGACGAAGGGGGCGAAGCCGACGACGACGAAGACGAAGACUCAACCGACCCCCUCGACGCCGAAACCCUCGCCCUCACCCAAACCUACCUCCUCAAAUCCCUCCACGCCUCCCAGCUCCAAGACGCCCUCCACUCCUCCUCCUCGCACCGCGCAAGCACCGUCUCCCAACGCGCCCGCCUCGGCCGCCUGCACAUCGACGUUGACAAGACCCUGCUGCAGAUGCUGGCCAUCGAGUGUCGCGCCGGUGGCGAGGAGCGGGGCAUGCGCGCGCUGGAGGUUGCGGCGCUGUUGCGGGAUCGCACGGGGAGGAUGUUGGAGGCGGCGGGGAAGAUUGCGGAGAGGUAUGGGAGGGGGAUGUUGGGGGAGAAGAUUCGGGAGUUGGGGGAGCGGAGGGUGGAGGGGGGUAGUGAGGGAGAGGAGGAGGGGGAGGAGGAGUUGUAA